AUGAGCGCCAGCUUGCAGUUGGCGCUUGGAAAGGGCGAGUUGACCUUACAAUCGACUGACCCGCAUGUGCAACCGAACCUGAACUACAACUAUUACCAAGACGAAGCGGGAGAGGAUCUGCGGCGCAUGCGAGAAGCUAUACGGCUGGGUGUGCGCAUCGCCGAGAGUUCCAACUUCUCAGAUCUAUUGCUCGACAGGAUUAUGCCUUCGGACGAAGAAUUGCGGUCGGACGACCUGCUGGACGAGUGGCUCCGGCGCAACUCAGGGACAUCUCACCAUGUAUCCGGCACUUGCAAGAUGGGACCCGAUUCCGACCCAACGACGGUUGUUGACCAGUUCCUGAGGGUAAAGGGUGUGCAGGGACUGCGAGUAGCCGACGCGUCCGUCAUGCCUGAUUGUAUUCGCGCGAAUACGAACGCCACUACGAUAAUGAUUGGCGAGAAGGUCGCCGACUUCAUAAGGGAAGGCCGCUGA
This is a messenger RNA of Geodia barretti, 474 nucleotides long. Lineage: Eukaryota; Metazoa; Porifera; Demospongiae; Tetractinellida; Geodiidae. The record is from the annotation of a GenBank genome assembly.